Molecule: messenger RNA, 288 nt
Organism: Racocetra fulgida
Lineage: Eukaryota; Fungi; Glomeromycota; Glomeromycetes; Diversisporales; Gigasporaceae
Source: the annotation of a GenBank genome assembly
AAAUAAAAGAGUUCAACGUAAAACAGUCAAUCCGCUUCGCUUUGAAAAAGCAUGAUGAUUACGUAAUGUUUGGAAUGGUUGCUGUGGCUUUAGAAUUGGUUCCUCUUGCUAAUUUUGUUUUUUUCUGGACAAAUGUUGUUGGAGCUGCUCUGUGGACUGCUGAUGUUAUUAUUGAAGAACAGAGAGGUGCUUCAAGACGGUUAGUUAAUUCACAUGGUUUAAUCGCGAAUGUAGGUGGAGCUGGAAUACCUCAUUACGCUGUCCAGAGAAUGAAUAAUGAUUCUUAUG